CAAGAUCUUUUCUAUCUUCGCUUUGUACUUGUAGUGUGUAUUUCGAGUAAGUUGUGGGCUUAAACACCCAAUGUAAAACAUUUGUGAGUUUAAAGUUUUUACAUUGAUUAUUAUACUAAGUUAAAACUGUGUGUGUGUGUGUCUUUAUGCAACAUAUUCUGGUUUUGAUAUAAUGCCUUGUAUUUUAUAAGAAGAGUGAAUAGAACAUGGAAUAGACAACUUUUUCUUAAGAGGACAGUUCACAAUACUUAUUGAAAAUGGCAACUUCUGUAGAUGCAGUUCAUAAAAGUUUAGAUUUAGUAAAGGACUAUUCUUGUCUUUCUUGCGAAAGUAAAAAUAUCAAAGAAAGUGCUGAAUUUUUCUGUGAAACAUGUUUGAAGUGUUUUUGCAAUAAAUGCCUUUAUCAUCAUGAUCAAAUAUAUGUAAAUCAUUUGAAAUAUGGAAGAGAAGAAACAAAUAAAUGGCCCCUGGCAAAGAAAAUGGAGGAUUUGCUACUGAAAUGUGAUGUUCACAGCAACAAUAACCUGGGAAUGUUCUGCCAGGACCACAGUCAGCUGUGCUGCUCUGAUUGUGUUUUAAUGAAUCACAGACAGUGUUCCAAUCUGGAUCUAAUUUCUGAAUCAGUCAAAACGCUGUCAGUAGAUAUUCAGCAGUUGUCAAGAAAAAUUCAAACAACUCUUUCUGAACUAAAUAAGUUUAAGAGAACACAAGAGGCUAGCAUUCCGUCCGUGGAGGGAUCAUACAAUGAAAAACAACAAGAAAUCAGAGAGAUGCGUAACAAAUUAAAUGCUGCUUUGGAUGAACUAGAAAACACAACCUUGAAAGAACUGUAUGAAAUAAAAACCACAUUGCAAACCUCUCUCAAAAAAGGUGUUGACAACUGCAGCAGACUGAAUGAUGAACUUCAACUUCUAGGUGAUGCUGUAAAUGGCCUUGGUGAUGAAAGUAAGAAGGAAUUAGAGUUCAUAGCCGGCAGGAAAUGUCUGGACAAAAUACAAGAGGCUGAAUCAUAUCUGAAGGAGAACCCAGUGACGGUUCAGAGAUCAAUGGUAUUCCAGGCAAACACUGACAUUGUGCAGGACCUGUCUAAACACUCAAGUCUAUGGAGGUUUGUAGACAGCAAGCAGUCUCCCAAAAAGGAGAUGAAUCCAGACCAGGUGUUGACUGUGAAAAGUAAAUCUUAUUUUAAUGUGAAAAUAGCAAGUGACAAAAAACAGACUUGCUACAUCUCAGGCAUUUGCAUCCUGCCUAGCGGUGAGACCAUUGUUGCAGAUUAUAAUAAUAAGAGAGUGAAGUUGUUGGACAAGCAUUACAAUAUUGUGUCAAGUGACUUGGAAGUGGAUAGUAAUCCGCAGGACAUUUGCCAAAUCUCACUCAGUCAAGUUGCUAUAAUUUUUGUGAAUAGUGUUCAAUUUAUCAAUGUGAUCAAUGGGAAGCUGGUGAUUGGGCAUCUGCUGAAGGGUUAUGAUGACACUAGGGAGUUACCACAUGCUACUCUUGGCAUUAAUUACCAUCAGGGUGAUUUGUAUAUCACCUCAGGCACUGCUCUCUACCACUACACCCUCACUCAGUAUGGGAAAUUAUGGAAACAUAAGAAAUCCCUAUAUGAGGAUACUCGAGGUGGCAUCACAGUUUACAAAUGUGCAUUCAGUCCUGACGGUGACUUGAUAUUUGUCUUAAACUUCGCCCAGAACAAGCUCAUUACACUGACCAUAGAUGGCACCCUGAUAUCAAAAUUCACUGACCCUGAACUACAGGGGCCAAAAGGUGUACACGUCACACCCACAGGACAAGUCCUUGUCUGUGGUAUCAGCUCCCAUACUGUCAUACAGGUCGAUCGUGAGGGGAAAAAGAAAAUGGCAACUCUGGCUUCAGAGAAAGAUGGACUGCGCUACCCAGUGUCAAUCUGCUACAACACCAACACUGACCAGAUCAUUGUGGGACUAUAUGCUAGCAAUACAAUCCGUGUUAUGGAAUUGUAAUAGCUCAUUUACAAUGUAUGUGGAUACACAUUUUUAUAUAAACAUAGUUAUAAAUGUAAUUUCCGUUUUUUCUUUAAAUGGCGCAUUUAGUCAAAGCAAUUUAUAUCUGGACGAGGCAAAAAAAUAUUCAUACAGUUUUAAUAUCGUUUAUUAUUUUACAAUUAAAUAAACUUUAUUUUGAAAAGUAAAUUGUUUUAAUGCUUUAAAGAUCGUAGCAAGCAUUAUUUAAAAAAAAUCAUGUAUGAAAACUGUCAACUAAUCUUGAAUUAAGAAUGUGUGUAAAAUCUGCACUGUUUGUGUGUUUUUUUUUAAUUUUUAAUGUAACGGUACUAAAUUUAACUAUUUUCGGACUAGAUCGGUAUGUGUCUGUGUUGAUCUUUCUUAACGAACGAAACAAAAAGUCAGGGUAAGCAAAUACAAAAAAAAACAUGGGCUUGUUAUUGGAAUUGGUGUUGCGCGUGGACCAUGAGCAGAGAGAAUAGUUUGAAGAAAUGUAAAACAUUACAUUCUGGCAAUGUUGAAGCAAUACACAAGUUGCAUUGGUUAAAUAUGGUGUAUUCGCAGCCACCCCCCCCCUUUAAAACCCUCAUCUCAAAGUCGGUUAGAGUUCUCCACUCAAUGGCUCUCUGCCAGCAAUUUCGAAACUUCAUUUCAGCCACAAGGGCCUGAAAGAGGAAGGUUGCGCCCACACUGUCGUUUGUCAAUUUAGCCAUUUGAGAAAAUAUUUUAAAAAAAUGCUCAAACAAAUUGUGAUUUGCGAAAAUGCUAUAAUCACGUUAAACUGUUCUUGAAUACGUGUGCCAAUUUUAUUCCCGACUGGUUUUCUAUCAUCUUCUUUUUGUUUAAUUGCAGUUGUAAGCAUUUAAACAGUAAGAGGUAACUGGUUCUCACCAGAAUAUGCGACCUCCUAUGACCUUAUUGUUUUUGAAGUGCACAUGUUAGCCAAUCAACAUUGAGCUCGCUGACACCUGACAUAACGUAUUUGAAUGAAACCUCUUGGGUAGAGCAAUCGUGUAAUAAGACAAGCAUGGUAUAGACAAAAUUUGUCUGAAAAAAAUAUUAAAGGUCAUUCAUUUUAUGCCAUUGAUAUUCACUCUAUAACUUGAAUAUGCAGUACCGGUAAUAUUUGUAAUAUUUCCCAAAAAGAUUGGUUCAUUGCAAAAACGUGUUAUGAAAUAAAUCAAUGAAAAGAAGUAUGAUAAUAAUUUAUUUAAAAGCUGAGUAUUACAAACCUUUCUGUCGAGUAUCGAUCUUAAUUUAUUACCGAUAAUAAGUAAAUCAUUACGGACAAAUCAAAACCUUACUGAAAGCGUAAUAAUUUUAUCAAAUGAAUGUGUUUAAAACAUUUUCAGUUGUGAAUUCAUAAUACAGGUACAGCAAUUCAUUUAGUUUGCUAUAAAAAUGGCAACAAAUCACAUGUCAGUUUAGUUGCUGAAAUGGCGUUAAGAGUCCUCUGGGCAAUAAUUUUUCUGACAAAAAACCCCAACAAUCUUAAACAACAAAGCAUUAGAGAAUUUUAAGAGUCAUGAACAGUUAUUGACAUGUGGCUCCGCAUUAACAAAUAAACACAAUUUAUCUAAUUAAUCUAUGAGUUUAGGAGCAGAAGUCAAAUACAUUCACUGUUGGUAGCAGUAUAUUGGAGAAAUAACAUGCUUAGUCUAAAGGUUAGAGUUUUGAAAUGGAGAUAGUGCAAAUCUUUGAUACUUUGAUGUUAUUCUACGUUGAUAGCAGGAUUUAUUUGUAAUGUAUGUGAUCAAUCAAUAUGUGCUUUAAUUGAUCGAUCUUGUAACAAAUGAGCUAUUGGGAUAUGCCUGUAGUUGUGUGUAUUAUAACUAUGCAAAGUGUACUUCCAUGUAUUAAAUGAAUGAUGUUAUUCUACUUUGACAUGUAUAAUUGUCAUGACAUGUUAUAUUGACAACUGUAUGCAAGAUUAUGAUAAGUGAUAAUAUGUGCUUUGUUAUCAUUAAAUGACAUUUAAAAAA
This is a messenger RNA of Dreissena polymorpha, 3964 nucleotides long. RefSeq lists its product as uncharacterized. The transcript has 6 exons. The record is from RefSeq and is a predicted model, not a curated record. Gene Ontology annotation, biological process: protein polyubiquitination; proteasome-mediated ubiquitin-dependent protein catabolic process. Gene Ontology annotation, molecular function: ubiquitin protein ligase activity; zinc ion binding; protein binding. Lineage: Eukaryota; Metazoa; Mollusca; Bivalvia; Myida; Dreissenidae. The coding region runs from base 258 to 1982 and encodes 574 amino acids.